Messenger RNA from Nelumbo nucifera (sacred lotus), 1912 nucleotides. RefSeq names its product putative WD repeat-containing protein C2A9.03. The record is from RefSeq and is a predicted model, not a curated record. Gene Ontology annotation, molecular function: protein binding. NCBI's taxonomy places the organism in Eukaryota, Viridiplantae, Streptophyta, Magnoliopsida, Proteales, Nelumbonaceae.
AUGCACACUCUUCUAAUUGUCUCCAACUCCUAUCAUUUUGCCUGCCUUCCAAUAAAGGAGACGUCUUUUUUCAGUCUCACGAAGAGCGAGUGAGAGAGAAGGGAUUCAGAGGCAGAAGAUUUCGUUCUGGUUUCGUCUCAGAGAUUGACAUUUCUGAGAUAUAACAUGUCGUACCAUCGAGGAGAUGACAUUGAUGACAUGGCUUACGACGGAGAGGUGGGAGAUGUAGUGGAUGAGAUGGAUGAUGAGUACGAUGGCAGAGGUGAUGGUGAAGCAGAUCUUGAUGACUACGAGCUGCAUAGCAAGGUAACUGAUAUAACUUCUGUUCACGCAAGGAAAGGGAAAGAUAUUCAGGGGAUUCCAUGGGAAAGAUUGAACAUAACUAGAGAAAAGUACAGGCAGACAAGGUUAGAGCAGUACAAGAAUUAUGAGAAUAUCCCUUCAUCGGGAGAAGUUGUAGAUAAGGAAUGUAAACAAAUGGAAAAAGGUGGUAACUACUAUGAGUUUCGGCACAAUACAAGAUUGGUGAAGCCCACGAUUCUCCAUUUUCAGCUGAGGAAUUUGGUUUGGGCCACCUCAAAACAUGAUGUUUAUUUGAUGUCAAAUUAUUCUGUUAUUCACUGGUCCGCAUUAUCUUGCAAUUUGUUGGAGGUCUUGAACUUCUCAGGGCAUGUGGCACCUUCUGAGAAACAUCCAGGAAGCUUGUUGGAAGGUUUCACACAGACUCAGAUUAGCACACUUGCAGUUAAAGGCAACUUUCUUGUUGCAGGUGGUUUCCAAGGAGAACUUACUUGCAAGCGUCUGGAUCAGCGGGGAGUCAGCUUCUGUACAAGGACAACUUAUGAUGACAAUGCAAUCACAAAUGCUGUUGAGAUAUAUGACAGUUUGAGUGGUGGAAUCCAUUUCAUGGCAUCCAAUAAUGACUGUGGUGUACGGGAAUACGACAUGGAGAAAUUUCAGCUUAUGAAUCACUUCCGCUUUCCUUGGCCAGUAAAUCACACGUCAACUAGUCCAGAUAGCAAGCUUAUCACAGUAGUGGGAGAUCACCUGGAUGGAUUACUUGUGGAUUCACAAAAUGGGAAGACGGUGGCGACAUUGGUAGGCCAUUUAGAUUACUCAUUUGCUUCAUCAUGGCACCCUGAUGGCCGUAUAUUUGCCACUGGGAACCAGGACAAGACAUGCCGAGUAUGGGAUAUUAGGAAAUUGUCAUCACCCAUUGCAGUUCUCAAGGGCAAUUUGGGAGCUGUACGAUCAAUCCAUUUCUCUGCAGAUGGACAGUUCAUGGCAGUGGCAGAGCCUGCAGAUUUUGUUCACAUAUAUAGCACCAGGGCAGACUUCAAGAAACGGCAAGAAAUUGACUUCUUCGGUGAAAUAUCUGGGGUAUCAUUGAGUCCAGACGACGAAUCUCUCUUCAUAGGAGUGUGGGAUCGGACUUACGCCAGCUUGCUUCACUACAGCAGAAGGCAUUCAUAUGGCUAUUUUGAUUCCUAUCUGUGAUUUAUCCAUCCGGGGUAAUGAUCCAUCAUCCACGAAAGUACACUUGCAUGAAGGUAACAGUGCAACUUUCAACUAAAUGUCGGUGGCUCUCUGUCUGGUUAAAUGACUGUGAUGUAGAAAAUCCAGUCGUGCAGUUCUUACAUUUAUAUAGACGUACCGGGAAGAAGUCGGUGUUUAGCUCCAGCCAGAAAAUCAUCGCAAGGUUGUGAUUUCCAGUCCUAGCUGUAAAAGUUGAAUCGUGUUGCUUGUAUUUAUGGGGGGGACUGCCUAGUUGUAUUUGGAUUAUUUCUAAUUUUGUACUGAGCUUCUAUAGCUUAUUUUCUGAUUUUCUUUCUUUUCCUCUUGUAAAGGAUUCUGAAAAUAAUGCAUAGAUAUAUCAUGGUUACCGCUAUAAAAUUAAGGCUGGGCAAGUCAA